UACAAAUAAAUAAAAUAACUAGUAAACCCUAAACCUUUGCGUGCUCCACCUCCUCCUCCUUCGCGCCGACGUCUUUCCUCCGCUCGUUCCAGCGCCGCCUCCGUCAUAGCUGUUUGCAUUGAUUGUUUACUCUCUUGUUGUUAUUGAUCUGCAUUUUGAGGAGUGAAUUCCCCAUAAACAUGGCGGAGCUUCUAUUUAAUGAUGUUUUCAAGGUCAAGUGUGUCAACCCAGAUGGUAAAAAGUAUGAUAAAGUUUCAAGAAUCGAAGCACGGAGUGAGAAGCUUUCCAUGUAUAUGCUGCUGGAUGUAAAUACAGAGAUAUAUCCAAUUGAUGAAGGUGAGAAGAUUCUGAUGGUCUUGUCUCCCACGCUGAACUAUGAUGGAGCUCCUGUUACCAGCUAUAGUGGCCAGGAAGGGAAGAAAUCGCUAGCAGAUAAGUUUGAGUAUAUCAUGCAUGGUAAAAUAUACAAACUUUCAGAUGAAGGCUCAGGCUCAGACUUGAAAGUGGAGGUUUAUGCAUCUUUUGGAGGACUCCAAAUGCUGUUGAAGGGAGAUCCCAUCCACUGUGCCAAAUUCAGGGUGGAUCAGAACAUGUUUUUGCUCCUCCGAAAACUCUAAAAAUCUCUCCUACUUGCUGUUUCACUCUCAUGAUGGCCUUUUGUGUGAUGACUCUGUCUAAUUAUUGAUUAUAUUUGCAGAUAAUUUAUGCGUUCAAAACUUUUACUAAAUUGAUCUUCAUAGCCAAUAUGGCUUUACAUAACACCAAGUGUUUUCUUAA
Messenger RNA from Cucurbita pepo subsp. pepo (vegetable marrow), 777 nucleotides. NCBI's taxonomy places the organism in Eukaryota, Viridiplantae, Streptophyta, Magnoliopsida, Cucurbitales, Cucurbitaceae. The record is from RefSeq and is a predicted model, not a curated record.